ACGCCAGCGGAGCGGCAGAGGGCUUAAAGAGGAGCAGCAGCAGGUCCGGACUCACUCGGACCAGAACGCUACCAUGGCCCAGAAGACGGUUCUGAUCGUGUACGCCCACCAGUGCGCGGCUUCGUUCAACGCGGCGGCCCGAGACGCGGCGGUUCAGGAGCUGUCGGCUCAGGGCUACCGAGUCCUGGUGUCGGACCUGUACGACAUGAAGUUCAGGGCCGAGGCCACGAGAGACGACGUCAUCGGCGGGCUGAAGAACUGCGAGCUGUUCCAGUACGGGGAGGAGACCAUGGCGGCCUGGGAGGAGGACCGGCUGAGCGACGACAUCAAAGCCGAGCAGAAGAAAGUGACUGAAGCCGAACUCGUCAUCUUCCAGUUCCCGCUGUACUGGUUCAGUGUUCCUGCCAUCAUGAAGGGUUGGAUGGAUCGAGUCCUGACUCAAGGUUUCGCCUUUUCUCUGCAAAAUGUGUACAACAACGGACUGUUCAAGGAUAAGAAAGCGAUGUUGUCCUUCUCCACUGGAGCCAUACAGACCAUGUACCAGCCGGAUGGAAUAAACGGAGACAUCAACGUCACUCUGUGGCCUCUUCAGAACGGAAUUCUGCACUUCUGUGGGUUCCAGGUUCUGGCUCCUCAGAUCUUCUGGAGUCCGGCUCACUCUCCGCACGCCGCCAGAGCCGCCAUGCUGGAGGGAUGGCGAGCUCGGCUCAGAGGACUGAUGGCAGAGAAGCCUCUGAGCUUCGCGCCAUGCGAGCUCUUCAACCUCAGCUUCCAGGGCGGCUUCCUGAUGAAGCCCGAAGCCAGGAAGGACCAGGAGGCGAAUCCGUACGGCCUCACGACAGGACAUCAUCUGGGGAAACCGCUGCCGCCAGACAACCAGACCAGAGCUGGACCGACACUGAAAAAAUGAAGCAGGAAGCAGAGAGUCGGAGCUUCUCCUCAGCAGCGUUUUUUAAAAAAUAUUACAGCAUCUCGUUAAUGCAGAAACGUGUGGCUCCACACGCUGUAUGUUUACUGAAGCUGAAUUAAAACCUCGUCCACAACAAAGA
Molecule: messenger RNA, 1049 nt
Organism: Stegastes partitus (bicolor damselfish)
Lineage: Eukaryota; Metazoa; Chordata; Actinopteri; Pomacentridae
Gene: nqo1
Product: NAD(P)H dehydrogenase, quinone 1
Exons: 6
Coding region: 74-910 (278 amino acids)
Cellular component (GO): cytosol
Molecular function (GO): NAD(P)H dehydrogenase (quinone) activity
Source: RefSeq, a predicted model, not a curated record